AUGGGCAGAGAGCUGAGAUGGAAGCAGCAGCAACCUCUUCAGAAAUCUGGGAACAAAAGGUUUUACUGGGACCUGAUCAUGCUCCUGCUGAUGGUGGGGAACCUCAUUGUGCUGCCUGUGGGCAUCACCUUCUUCAAGGAGGAGAACUCCCCACCUUGGAUCGUCUUCAAUGUCCUCUCUGACACUUUCUUCCUGUUGGAUCUGGUACUCAACUUCCGCACAGGCAUCGUGGUGGAGGAGGGUGCUGAAAUCCUGCUGGCCCCUCGCGCCAUCCGGUCUCACUACCUGCGCACCUGGUUCCUGGUCGACCUCAUCUCCUCCAUCCCCGUGGAUUACAUCUUCCUGGUGGUGGAGCUGGAGCCACGACUGGACGCCGAGGUCUACAAAACAGCGCGGGCCCUACGCAUUGUGCGCUUCACCAAGAUCCUCAGCCUCCUGCGGCUGCUCCGCCUCUCCCGCCUCAUCCGCUACAUACACCAGUGGGAGGAGAUCUUUCACAUGACCUAUGACCUGGCGAGCGCGGUGGUUCGCAUCUUCAACCUCAUCGGGAUGAUGCUGCUGCUGUGUCACUGGGAUGGCUGCCUGCAGUUCCUGGUCCCCAUGCUGCAGGACUUCCCCCCUGACUGCUGGGUCUCCAUCAACCACAUGGCGGCACCUGGGAGGGUGCCCCUGUCUUGCUUCCUCAAUCGCUGGGAGUCCGGCCCUGCCCCGCUACAUCCCGCCUUCAGCACCAGGGACAGCGGCAAGAACCGCAGCCGGGACAUCCCCGGCCCGCGCCCCGCCAGCGUCUCUAUUUUUCCUGGUAGUCGGCCCUGUUGA
Molecule: messenger RNA, 819 nt
Organism: Puma concolor (puma)
Lineage: Eukaryota; Metazoa; Chordata; Mammalia; Carnivora; Felidae
Source: RefSeq, a predicted model, not a curated record